Messenger RNA from Clarias gariepinus (North African catfish), 3122 nucleotides. Its product is annotated as C2 calcium-dependent domain-containing protein 4C. Bases 131 to 1390 code for a protein of 419 amino acids. The transcript is spliced from 2 exons. The record is from RefSeq and is a predicted model, not a curated record. Lineage: Eukaryota; Metazoa; Chordata; Actinopteri; Siluriformes; Clariidae.
GAGACGCUCAGGUGGAGUGAGAUGAGCCGGUAGUGAGCUGGGCUUCACCGCGGGAGGAGAGAGAGAGAGAGAGAGAGCUGUACCGUAAGAAACGCCCACCUGUCCUUCAGUGGUCAAAUCCUGAGGAAUCAUGUGGGUUCUGGAGAAAAUCCGGAGCUCAGUGGAAAACAAUGCUCCCCGACCAGGUGAGACUGGAGACAAACAGGACAAAGCACCCAUCUACAGCAAUGUUCUCACGCCUGAUAAGAUCCCGGACUUCUUCAUCCCUCCGAAGCUGGUGAGCUGCCCACCAGAUACUGAAACACCAGACGUGAAGCCCAAGGAAUGUCUACGGCCUUCCUCCUCCGAGCAGACCAUCGGCAACAAAAUCAGCAGCCCUCGAAGUCCUCGUCUGGUUAGCAAACUAGCUGGAGACACCAAAAACCUGCUAAGGGCUGCCAACCGCCACAUCAUUCAGAUCGAGAGUGCGGAUGAUGUCAUUGCUGGAGACACCAAUGCUGACCCUCAGUCUCAGACAGCUAUGUCUUUGUCAUAUAUUCCAAAGACUCAGACUUCCUAUGGAUUUGCUACACUAAUGGAGAGUCCCCACACUCGCCGGAAAGAGUCGCUCUUUCAUUGUGACCACACAAGCCCUGUCACUUCCCCCAAUACCCAGCGAAAGUCGGCAGGCAAGACCAGCAUUGAAGUUACCCAUCUGAACCCUCUCGAUUGCAGCACAUCCCAUAUCAACCCAUAUCGCUACUUUAGUGGGGGCGAGAGUGACACAUGCUCCUCGGCUGAGUCCUCCCCUUUCAGCUCGCCCCUGCUGUCCCGCUCUGCCUCCUUGCUCAAGAUUUUCACCCAUGAGACUCAGGCCAAAGUGGUCAAAGCAAAGAGAACAUUCGCUCGGCAUAGUUCACUCUCCACAGAUGAGUGCAGCUCCGCAGAACCCAGCCCCAGUGUACCUAGGAGGCUCCACUCUCCUGCAGGUGGUGGUCCUCUGGAACAUCAGCAUGGGAAGGACCGACAACAAAAGGAGCACUUGAUCAACCUCCACAAGGGAGGCGUGCUCCGGCUCUGCGCUGAUUAUGACCCAGGAACGGCGCGUUUGCGCAUCCGCGUCAUUGCAGCCGAGGACCUUUACGACCAGACAUUUGACAUAAAGAGCAUUAACUGCUGUGUGUCACUCUACCUCAACCCAGGCAAGCAGCAAAAGCAGAGAAGCACUAUAAUCAAGAACAGCCGCAAUCCCGUGUUCAACGAGGAUUUCUUUUUUGAUUCUGUGAGCUCGGCUCAGGUGAAAAGCCUAGCUCUGAAGAUCAAAGUGGUGAACAAGGGCACUAGCCUGAAAAGGGACAGCCUAGUAGGAGAGAGAGAGGUUCCUCUGGGGAAGCUGUUGUCUGGUCUUUAAGCCUGUAUAAAAGCUCAUGAGGGCUUAGUGAUUUGAAAGGAUGACUAAUGUAGCUUAAAGUAAAUAGCUAAUCCUGUUACCGUGUAGUAUUAGCAGCAGUUCAUUUAACAGUGACAUGUUUAUUAAUAACUACAAAUUACAUUGUAGCUCAGCCUUUAAUAAUGUGUAUGUAUAAAUCUGAAUCUGGUAUAAAUAGAACAGAAAUUGUCUCAACUUUGCAUGUCAUAUACCAAAACAAACCCUGCCAGUGAAAAGUGUUAAAAAAACAUACUUAUUUUACCUAUUUUAAAUAUUUGAAAGUUUGAAUAAGGAUGAGUGACUUUAGGUAUGUUAGAAAUUACUUUUAUUGAACAGUACAAAACCAUAUCAUUCUGAUCAAAGCAUAAAGUAAAAUAUUUAGGGUCUCAUUGGGAUCAUAGAGCAACCAAUUUUUCACACAGAUUUUGGUAUUGUGAACUGUGUAAAAGCAUAUACUGCAGGUGUUUAAAAGAUGUGCAGUGCUAUUUUAUUGUUCUAUGCUUGUUGUGUAAAGUGAUGCAGACAGAACAUUUGCCUCUUGAUAGGAAAAAAAAAUCUUCUAUGAAUGCCAGGGCCUUUGAACUCCUACAAUGAUGCAGUGUGCAAAUGUCAGCUUUGAUCCUGGAUGCAUCAUCCAGCUAAUUUGCAGGAUGAAUAAACAACCUGGAGGACAUUGCAUCACCCUGUCCGACACUGUCGUAUGCUUAACACUUUUGAACGGUUUUGUGAGACCCAAAAGCCUUAAUGAUUGAGGUGAACAUUUGCAUGUUUUCACCAAAAUUAUUUGGACUGUGUUAUACUGACUAUGACUUUAUUCAUUUGUUGUGACUAAUUUUGGUUGUUAUAUAGAAAAUAUGAAAUUACAGAUUGAUUGUUUUUAAAUUCGUUUUGUAAAUGGAUUUUUUUUCCUGCGCACAAAAUACAUUUAAUGGAUAGAGUGACAAUGGGGAACUAAGGAAAGUUAAUUUAAGCAGCAUUAUAGUUAAAAAAAAAAAAAAACUAAUGGUAACAUAAUUUAAGUAAUGAAUACUUCUGUUUUUUAAGACACAUAGUAAAAAUAUAUUAUUUGACAUAUGGUGGUACUGUCAUUAACUAAACUCUCAGGAAAUAGGAGUACAAUUAUUAACGUAAAUGAUAGACUGUUUGACUGGGUUUUGGUAAAAUAUUAAAUUAUUAAGAAAACCCUUGACUGUAGCUCAGCAGUUGUUGUGACAGCCUUCAUUAAAAUCUCCUCAAACAGAGCACACUGGUGUGCAAAUUAUCCCGUUAUUAUUUCCUGGAAGGCAGCUUAAUUAAACAAGCUGAAACUUGUCAAGUUUUUCUUUUUGUGAUUAAAAAACAGUUUCAAAACCAUUGUGGUUUUUAAAACAGUGCUGAUAUUUUCAGUUAAUGUUAAUCCUUUUUGUUAUAAAUAGGUUUUGAUCAGAGAGUCUCUCUUCUAUUCAAGUCUUCCUGUUAUUACAGGUUUUUAAGUGCCAAUCCAAUAUACUUGAUGUGUAAAUUGUUUUCAUGUUUAAUGCUGGAUUCUAGUUUUUUGUGUUUGUAAUUUAUGUGAAUUGAUUUUGUGACCAAAAACCUGUAGAUUAAACUGUGAAAUGUAGAAUGGAAAAUUUGAUGUGCUUUCUACUGUAUGUGGCAUGCUGUCCACAUUUUUGCAUGAAUACUACAACAUACUGAUGUAUAUGCUGCUAAGCAUUCAAUGGAAAACUGCAGG